Sinocyclocheilus rhinocerous is the source of this 3183-nucleotide messenger RNA. RefSeq names its product retinoic acid receptor alpha-B-like. The coding region runs from base 756 to 2180 and encodes 474 amino acids. Lineage: Eukaryota; Metazoa; Chordata; Actinopteri; Cypriniformes; Cyprinidae. Gene Ontology annotation, molecular function: zinc ion binding; RNA polymerase II cis-regulatory region sequence-specific DNA binding; nuclear glucocorticoid receptor binding. The transcript is spliced from 8 exons. The record is from RefSeq and is a predicted model, not a curated record. Gene Ontology annotation, cellular component: transcription regulator complex; nucleus. Gene Ontology annotation, biological process: regulation of transcription by RNA polymerase II; retinoic acid receptor signaling pathway; cellular response to corticotropin-releasing hormone stimulus.
GUGCGCAGCUGCUGACACUCGUCAAGAAUUGCGGUGUGGGAUAGCCUGGAAAGUGAGUGAAGACCAGAGUUACCCUGUCGAGCAGCGCUUUUGUUUUUCAGGGAGACAUUUCCCACAAGUAUGCAAGGUGUUCGACACAGGAUGCAAAAGGCAUUACUUUGAGCUCGCGUCUGGAAACACUGGAGCAAGUUCGUCCCGCGUCUGACCGGCAGCCUCCAGCGGGAUUAUUCACAACACCAAACCCUCUCUCUCUCUCUCUCAUCGAUGCAAACGACUGCGUGUUUACAGUAAAUAUGCGUCGGCCUGUUAACGAAUAGCAUUUAGAAGACGUUUCGUUUGGGGCAAGGAGGCGUUUGGGAGCUUUUCAAGAUAAUCGGCGCUAACAGUUUUCGGAGGUUUCCACGGACUGAGCGCGGGACUGCUUACAGUUACUCAUGUAGCAGUUUCACAUCGAUCUCUGGGUCUCUUUUAGAGACACGGUUUCAUCAGCACGCUGUUGCAACAACUGGCGCAGGUUUUUAACAUCUGAAGAAUGUAGUUCAUUCCCCGUGGACAGCGCGAGCUUCUGCUGAACUGAUUAGCGUCUCUCAUCAAGUGUGAAAUCGCACUUCUUGCUCCCGUUUUAUUGUUUUGAUUAGGGUUUUUACGUUUUAACCUGCUAUUUUCCCCCGUUGUAUAUAGCAUUUCGAGUCUUUUUUGCUGCGACUAGAAGAAGGAAGCAUUUACUUUUGGAGAAUAUUUGCUUUUAUUUCACGAUGUACGAGAGUGUGGACGUUGUUGGGCUGACCCCUAGUCCGAACCCGUUUUUAAGCAUGGAUUACUACCACCAGAACCGCGGCUGUCUGAUCCCGGAGAAAGGCCUCGUGUCGGGAGCGGCCCGCGGCUUCAGGACCCCGCACUGGAGCGGCUCCGAUCACUCUGUGGAGACCCAGAGCACAAGCUCAGAGGAGAUCGUACCAAGCCCACCUUCUCCACCUCCUCCACCACGGGUCUACAAGCCCUGUUUCGUCUGCCAGGACAAGUCCUCAGGCUACCAUUAUGGAGUUAGUGCAUGUGAAGGGUGCAAGGGCUUUUUCCGAAGGAGCAUUCAGAAGAACAUGGUGUACACCUGCCACAGAGAGAAGAGCUGUAUCAUCAACAAGGUCACCCGAAACCGCUGCCAGUACUGCCGGCUGCAGAAGUGCCUGGAAGUGGGCAUGUCUAAAGAAUGUAAGUGUCUUUGUUGCUAUACUACAUGCACUAAAAGUCCCUUAAUCAUGAAUGACUGGACAAGUCAUGGAAACUCAUUUGUCAAAGGGUGUCACUCGUUUUUUUUAUUCAGCUCUUUUCCUCUCUGGAAAUACUGCAAGGAAUGUAUUUCUAUAUGCCUGUUCGAGCGGGUUAGGAAGGCCCAUCAGGAAACCUUCCCCUCCCUGUGCCAGCUGGGCAAAUACACCACGAACAACAGUGCAGAACAGAGGGUCGCUCUAGAUGUUGACCUGUGGGACAAGUUCAGUGAACUCUCCACCAAAUGCAUUAUUAAAACGGUGGAGUUCGCCAAGCAGCUGCCGGGCUUCACCACACUCACUAUCGCAGAUCAGAUCACCCUGUUAAAGGCCGCCUGUCUCGACAUCCUGAUUCUGCGAAUAUGUACACGCUACACACCGGAUCAGGACACCAUGACGUUUUCAGACGGUCUGACACUGAACCGCACGCAGAUGCACAACGCCGGCUUCGGUCCACUGACGGAUCUGGUUUUCGCUUUCGCCAACCAGCUCCUGCCUCUUGAGAUGGAUGAUGCAGAGACGGGGCUUCUCAGCGCCAUCUGUCUGCUGUGUGGAGAUCGGCAGGAUCUGGAGCAGUCGGAUAAGGUGGAUGUGCUUCAGGAGCCGCUGCUGGAGGCCCUAAAGAUCUACGUGAGAAAGAGGAGGCCUCAUAAACCACACAUGUUCCCCAAGAUGCUGAUGAAGAUCACAGACCUGAGGAGCAUCAGCGCUAAAGGAGCCGAGCGAGUAAUAACGCUGAAAAUGGAGAUUCCCGGCUCCAUGCCUCCACUCAUUCAGGAGAUGCUGGAGAAUUCGGAGGGUCUGGAGGGUGGCGGGGGGGCGAGAGGAGGAGGAAAAGGAGCGCCACCAGGAAGCUGCAGCCCCAGUUUGUCUCCCAGCUCGGCACACAGCAGCCCCUCAGCUCACUCCCCCUGAGUCUCACCCCCAAACAGGGCUCCGUACGGAACGAAACUGGUUCCAAACCAGAAAUAAGCCACAGCCGACCAGCGCCAGAAACCGGAAUUCCGGUAGACUUUGAUCUGGGCUGACCGGACCCGAACAGUUAAUCUGGCCGGCUUUCAUUAGCUGAAGACCAAUUGAGUUACACACAGGCCGAGCCUGCUCAAAACUCACGCUGUCAUUAAAACCACCAGUGAUUCAGUGACUACCAGAACCCUGCAGCUUUUCACGUGGCGGUGAUCUAUGAAGACGGCAGAACAAACGCCCCGUGUGUGCAGAAGCGGCUCUUUUCUGUGUCUUCCCAGCUCUGCUCCCAUCACACAAACUGUGAAGGCCCAGAUAAGCUCUCCUUCUCGUCUGAGGGACGCUUUCUCUUGAGCCUGUGACGUUAUACAUUUCAAUCCCUUAAAAGCAAGCUAAAGGACAUUAGGACGUCAAAUGUCCACAAGUCAGGGACAUUUUGAUCUUUCCAGCUGUUUUGGUUCUUUGUUUUCUUACAAAAGGAUAUAUGAAUAUAUGAAAUCUAUAUUGACAGAAAAAAAUGAGAUUUGAAUUUUGUGUCUUAGGUGAAAUGCAGAACAGUUCUUAUCUUUUCUCUCUCACUUUUCUCAAGAGUUAAACACGGUUAUGGUCGACCCACUGUUAUGUUUACUCCAAGACAGUCCUGUUCACGUCAUGCACAAGGGCACGUCACACUAGCACUGAAAAUCAUGCGAUUUUGUUCAGUGAGGAAAUGAUUUGGAGACGUAUUCACAAUGAUCAACUUGGCAGUUGUGGCAAAGAAAUGAAGGAUCUCAUGUAAACAAGCAGCUUGUGAUUAUGAUGAUGUGUUUGAGAUCUCAGAGCGGUAAAUGCCUUUGUGUAAUGUGUAUCUUUUUAAUAUUGUUUCUUAAUUUUUGUAAUUGUCAACUGUCAAAAGACAGAGACCCCCUCUACACAGUAUUAGCAGAUUAUAAAAUAAAAAAGAGGUUUCCAAACA